Molecule: messenger RNA, 1523 nt
Organism: Asterias rubens (European starfish)
Lineage: Eukaryota; Metazoa; Echinodermata; Asteroidea; Forcipulatida; Asteriidae
Product: RING-box protein 1
Exons: 5
Coding region: 21-356 (111 amino acids)
Biological process (GO): protein ubiquitination; ubiquitin-dependent protein catabolic process
Cellular component (GO): nucleus; cullin-RING ubiquitin ligase complex
Molecular function (GO): zinc ion binding; cullin family protein binding; ubiquitin protein ligase activity
Source: RefSeq, a predicted model, not a curated record
AUCAUUCACUAAAGAACAAAAUGGCAACUGCAAUGGAUGUUGAUCCACCAUCCUCGAGUUCUGGAAGUAGUGUAAAAGGGGACAAGAAGCGAUUCGAAGUGAAAAAGUGGAAUGCUGUUGCUUUAUGGGCAUGGGACAUCGUUGUGGAUAACUGUGCUAUCUGCAGAAAUCAUAUUAUGGAUCUAUGUAUAGAAUGUCAAGCCAAUCAAGCCUCCGCAACAUCAGAGGAAUGUACAGUAGCAUGGGGAGUGUGUAAUCAUGCUUUUCACUUCCAUUGUAUCUCUCGCUGGUUGAAAACGAGACAAGUUUGCCCUCUGGAUAACCGUGAAUGGGAAUUUCAAAAGUAUGGUCGUUAGCAGCAAUGGUUUAGCUGUUCUUCAUAACCAUUUGGAUCGUCCUAAGUUGUAUAACCUUAAACCUACAAUCUUGUUCAUGGGAACUAUAACAUGAAGGAUCUUACAAGUGUGAAAAAUAUUUAGAUUCAACAACGUUGAAUUGUCAUGUCAAGAACAUUGUGUUGUUAUCAAGAAUGACAAUUUUUUUUUCUGAACACUUGAUCAGGACAACUUCUUGUUUUUUAAUUAUUCCCUCACCAGUUCGUCGGUUGGAAAACAACACUUGUGAUAUUGGUUUUUCCUUUCUAUAAAAAACUCCCGGUUUUGCAACUUGGUUCAAUUUCAUGUCUCUGCAAAAUGCGAAAUUCCAUGUAAAGAAUGACGUCACACAUGACAUUAAUAGAGCGCCCUCUGCUAGAGGUCAGAAGAAUGUUGCUUAUUGGGCCACCCUGUACAACCCACGCACAUAAAUGUGCUUUUUCAAUUUGGCGUCAUUGUUUUAGCUCCAAGUUGGGAGGCCUGAUGAUGUCAAUGCCUAAGGUCGGUGUAUGGAAAGCAGUGCUAUGAAGUUGGGCCAAGGUUUAAAUUCAACCUUGAAUGGAACAGCAAUAAUCAAUGUCUGUGUGGUUUAUCUGUGUCAACCAUGUUCUAAUUUCAUAGAAAUGUUUUUUUUAGCUCAAUAGUUGUACAAAAAUCAAUUUGGCUAACCAGAAAACAAGUUAUCUCCUGACUUUGUGACUGGUAUCCUACUUAUUUUUGAAACUGGGCCAUGCAAAACAUUGCUUUGUCAACUAAGAGAUAGAGGAAACAGACAUCAAGUUGUUUUUGUUGACUGCAAUAAGAUACAUUUUGUGGCCAUUUUGUCAUUGUCUUUUUGUAGAUGACUGUGUUCAAUCGCAGGACUUGUUCAAGUCCUCCACAAAAUCAACUCUAGAUAGUAACUUUGUCAAUAUCUUUUGGUUAAAUUUUAAUAUAGCGAGGCCAUAAACUUUGCUUUGUUGUUUUUCAAAACUCUCAAAAAAAUGCAUAUUCCAAGUGUGAAGGAUUACGACUAUCUUAAAGAUUAAAUUUUGUGACAAUAGAAACUAAAUCUUUUGUUGAUCACAAAUGACUUGUUUAUUGUAAAGUAGUGAUUUUGAAAAAGACACUUUUGUUUAUUACGUGUACUUGGUUUUAACUUAAUAAAGU